UUGAUUUCACAUUAAAACACUUACGGUCAGAGAAAAUCGAAAGGGGAAAAGCAGGAUUUCAAAAACUCGAGAAAAUGAUUUCGCAGAUCCUUGUUCUUUUACUACUCUUCGAUGCCCAGAUUCCGAUCCUGGAAACAAACAAUUUGGAGGUGUCGGGAAAGCCAGCAAAAUCUUCCUUCUGUCCCCGAAAAGCAGGGGAAAAUUCGGAAUUCUACGAAGAGGGAAACUUGAAGGUGAUCAACGAUAAUAAUUGGAAGCAGUUGCUGAAUGGCGAAUGGCUGUUCUUUCUGUGCGUGAAGUUCGAAUCGGAUUGCCAGGAUAUGGAAAGGAUCUUCAAUGAGUUGCUCACCAUUUGCAAAGGAUGUUUCCACGUGGGAUUGGCUUUCAGCGAUGUCUCCAUUCCCUUGACGCUUCACAGGAGAUUCUCCGUCCAUGGCGAGGAUGUUUUGUACCAUGUUUUGGGUGGGCAGUUCCGUCAACUGAGCCUGGGACACAAUGCGGUGUCCUUGCGCAAGUUACUGCAACUCCGCAAGUGGACGCACAUCAAGCCACUGCCAUUCUGGCGCCAUCCCACUUCCAUGUGGAUCGAUAUCGAGGUUUUGGCCUAUAAGGCAGCCGUGGAAGUCCAGAAAUCGGGAGUUAUUGGCAACGACUAUCAGCUGGCCACCUGGUUGGUCAGCUUUCUUUUUGCCUGCAUUCCGACCACGGGAAUAUAUUUGAUCUGCCGCAUAGUCUACCAUAUAUUCGGCAAGACUUCGGCUCCAAAGGAUAUCUCGGAAAACCACAAACUUCCUUCAGAUGAAAACUGUAGCUCUGGUUGGAUAAAGAUUGAAGAUAUCAUGACUGAGGAUUCGGAUGAUAGUGGCUCGGAUGAUAGUGAUUCGGAUGAUAGUGAUAGCAAAGAUGGUGACAGUGAUGAUGGCGAUGCUUAUUUUUCUGUUGAAGAGUUCCUUUUUCCAACGAUUGAUGAUAAUAUGAUGAGAUAUGAUUAGAUGAACCCGGGAUAUUCUUCUCAAAACUACGAAUCAGAAUAUUGAUGAUGAUGAACAAACUUUCCUAUCCAUUUUCAUAACAUUUCUAAUGAUGGAGAAAUAAUGAGCUUUCCAGAAGGAAGCUACUUUUUUUUGAAGGCUCAACCUUUAUAAUAAACUCGGUUCAUUAUA
Molecule: messenger RNA, 1163 nt
Organism: Drosophila ficusphila
Lineage: Eukaryota; Metazoa; Arthropoda; Insecta; Diptera; Drosophilidae
Product: thioredoxin-related transmembrane protein 1
Exons: 1
Coding region: 75-992 (305 amino acids)
Source: RefSeq, a predicted model, not a curated record